GAAUGAGCAUAUUUAAUCUGAUUACGAUAUUCUUGCUCAUUUUCUUCUUCAGUUUGAUGAAGUCCUAUACCACUUAUACUUAUUUCACAUCUUUAGUUUAUCCCUUAGUAUCAUAUGUUGCAUAAUAUAGAAAAGCUGAUUUAUGAUCGAUUUCAAUCACUCCUUCCAUCUUCAGUUUGAUAUAAUCCUAUACCAGAUUACCAGUUAUACUAAUUGCAGCUUUUGGAGUUUGUCAACAAAUAGCACAAAUUGAAUAAAUUACAUUCGAAAACUCAAACCAAAACAGUUUGUCGUAAUCGGAUGAGGAUUUUACACAUUAGUUCUAUUAUGUUGAUGUGCGAUUUGGUGAAUAUGGGUUGGAUUAGCUAUCAAACCAGACCGGAUCAUCGUCGACCCGGUCAGGCCUGGAAGCAACAAGUAUUAUUUUAGAGAGAGUCCAAUUUGGGUCGCUUUCUUUCCAUUUUCCCCCAUUCCCUCCUCCUUUCCCCAACUAAACAAACUCACCAGAUUUCCCCAUUUUCCCCUUCAUCUCUAAUCCCUUUCUCUCUUCCCUCUUUCACACCAUCGACUAAUUAAUGGCGAAUGCAUCGACGGCGGACUCCCCCGGCCGCUGCGACAGCGAGGGAAGGGAUCGGCAGCAGAGCAGCAGCGUGUGGGAGAUCGAAGAGGAGAGCGAGCUGUUCGAGAUCAACCAUGGAAGGGCGGCAAUGGCGAGCAUCAAGGAAGAGAUCAGCCUGACGGACGCCGGGAGCAUGUUCUCCGUAGACGUCAACGGCAGCGGCGAGGGAGCGGAGGAGUGCGUGUACGUGGGAGUAGGGAAGGGCGAUUCCAGCCUCGAAGCGGUGGCUUGGGCGGCGGCCCAAUCCAGCUCCGCCACCGUGGUUUACCUCAUCCACGUGUUCCCUCAAGUCCACCACAUUCCUUCUCCCCUGGGUAAGCUGCCAAAGAGCCAAGUGAGUGGAGAACAAGUGAAGAAGUACAUGGCAGAGGAAGGAGACAAGAGAAGAGAGCUCCUCCAGAGAUUCAUCAACAAGUGCUCUGCGACUGCUUCCAUUUCCAAGGUGGAGACGGUGCUGAUAGAGAGCGACUUGGUGGCGAAGGCGAUGGUGGACUUGAUCCCGAUCCUCAACAUCAGGAAGCUUGUCUUAGGAACCAACAGAUCCAACGUCAAGAAGCUCAAGCACAGAAAGGGCGGCAACACCAACAACAACAUCGCCGCCCAGGUGCUCCAGAGCUCCCCCGAGUGGUGCGAGAUCAGCGUCAUCUCCCAAGGGAAGCUGGUCCUCAACACCACCGCCUUGCAAUUGGGAAGCAGCCCCAGUACAACUGCUGCCGGCUCAUCAUCAUCAUCAUCAUCUCCUUCGCUGCCGCCGCCGCCGCCGCGGAUGGAUAGCAGUAGUACUGGUGAUCAGAUAAUCAAUGCGGCGGCCAUGGAGGAGCUGCAGCAAGUAAUUACUAGUAGCAACCACAACGACGGGGACGCCUUUGCUUGCAUGUGUUUUCGCUCGCCCAAGGUGGCCAUCUAGCUACCUACCUACAACCUACUCUUCUCGAUCUCGAUCUCGAUCUCUCUAGUUUUAAUUACUACUUGAUCCAUCGUCCUCUAUAUCUGUCCAUAUAAAAUGAGUUGAGUUCAAGCUUAAUUUGUUUACUAAAUAGAUUUGAACUUGGGACCUCUGGGUUGAAGACUAUAUAUGGAUAUUACUAGUAGACUAGGCUCUUGUACUUAAGGACUUAAACGUCAUACAUAAUGAAAUAUAUAAAUUAAUGAAUGUAUGAACUAUCAUUAACCCAACACAUAAGCUAUAGGCCGAUGCGACAAUAAGCCGUUAGUCUAGCCAAGUCAUCAGCUCAACGGCCUACCGUUUAGGCUGACUAACGAGCUCAACAAAUGUUUAGAUUUAAC
Messenger RNA from Linum trigynum, 1906 nucleotides. NCBI's taxonomy places the organism in Eukaryota, Viridiplantae, Streptophyta, Magnoliopsida, Malpighiales, Linaceae. The record is from the annotation of a GenBank genome assembly.